CACUACUCUCCUCUUCGAAAGCUUAUAUCAUGAGCUGACCAUUAUUUUUCCCUCUUCUUUACGGUAGGAAAAGAGGAUUUUUGGAUUGUGAACUCAUUAUCACCGACGUGCUAAGAUCUGAUAACAUGGGAAAUAAUUAUACUGGAUGCAUUAGGAGCAGGCUUUGUGAUUUUCAACAUUAGAUGCUGUUAAAGAUACAAAAAAGGGGUUUUCUGAAAUAUUAGGAAGUUAGGGAAGGUCUCUUUAAAUGUUUUGUUACUUUUAGUGGACUUCUCUUGUAAUUUUCCCUAACCCUAAUCUCUUAAUAGAGAUUAGGGUCACGUAAUGUAAGAUAACUUUUUGCUGCCUCUCUCUCUCUCUCGUAACAUGGUAUCAGAGCGGGUGUGGGCGUCGACGGCAGAGUGCACUUUCCGGUGACCUUCUCCGGCGAUCACCAUCUUCUCCGACGAACAGCCAAGUGAGUUCGUUCCUUUUUUUUUCUCUCGUUCUCUCCCUUGUCACCGCUACUCCUUAUUCCCUCUUAUCACCCAAUAAGGAGACAGUGAGGGAAUAGGGGUUGGGCGUGCCGUGAGAAGGAGGACUUGAUCACGCCUAUGUGGAAGGCGUGAUCAGAUCCUCAUAUUGGUCGUAUGAAGAGACUAUUGUGGAUGCAGCGUGACGUGUGACGCUGUGGUUUGUGAUGAUCGUAAAUACAGUUUCGGUAAAGUCAAGCUGCGUGAGGUGUUGUGGAUGCUUUGUGGAGUCUAUGUGCUGCUUAUAAAUUCAGGUUUUUGAAUAUGAUCAGAUUUUUUCUAUAGAUCGUGGAUACAAAUUCAGUAAAGAAAGGCUGCGUGAGGACUGUUGCUGAUCCUUAGUACAAGUUUUUGUUUGAUUUCGUGGAUUUCUUUGACACGUGGACAGGAAGUUUUAUGAGAACUAGCUGCUGUUAUAAGUGGCAGCAGUCUUCAGUCGUUGGGAGCAACAGUCUUCAGUCGUUGGGAGUUCAUUCUUGUUUUUGUCAUCGGCUAAAUCAGAUCUGAAGUGACAGUAAUUUCCUAGCCCUCCUUCUUUAAACGUUUGCGUCAAUCUGGUCUUCUUUAUUUACUAUGACUGAAAACAGUAAAUCUGAAGGGUCUACUGACUACAAGAUGGCUGGGAAUUCAUUCUUUUAUGGAACCACGAUGAAACUUAAUGGCUCAAAUUAUGAAAUAUGGUCUAGGGUAUUCAUAAUGUCGGUGGCUGGUCAUAGGAAGAAAUAUAUUCUUGAGGAGGAUGAACCUAUUGAGAAAAAAGGAAUAUAUGUUGCGUGGGAUGAAGAUAAUUAUAUUGUUAUGUCUUGGAUUAUGAAUAGUGUGGAGUCUCAUAUAGCCCCAACUAUUGCAUAUUAUACCAAGGCCAAGGAUAUGUGGUCUUUCUUGAGAAAGACAUACUCGCAUGCCACUAAUGUAAUCAAGAUCCUACAACUAGAAGAGGAGUUAUGCAACAUUCGACAAGGGGAUCAGGACCUAUCUCAAUAUUUUGCUACUUUGACUGCUGCAUAUGAACGGUUAAAGGCUCUUCGCCCACCUUGCCAGCAUUGUUAUGCAUCACACGUUGAGACUGGUAUGGUGGCAAAGUUCUUAUCUGGCCUAUCUUCAGAAUACUCUGUGGCAAAGUCUCAAAUUCUAACAGGCAGUGAACUUCCAGAUUUAGCAGACACGUAUAAUAGGCUGAGUCGCUUUGCAGCCACUCUUUCUCAGACUACGCAUGACAUACCAGUCUCUGCACUUGUGAUAUCAGGAGGACGGGGCCCCAGUUCUUUUGGAGGCACUAGGGGGCGUGGUACAGGCCGUGGUGCUGGACGUGGCAGAUUUCAGUGCUCUUAUUGUGGCAAAAUUGGUCAUCUAGAGGACCGUUGUUGGGACAAACAUCCUCACCUCAGGUCUAAUGUUUCCUCUGGACGUGGUGGAGGUAGAAUCACCACAAGCAGAGGUCCUUCUUCAUCCCAGGCAACUCAUUCAAAGGCAACAAUAUCUAUGGUUGAGUCUUCUACUGAUCCUUCUAUAUCUAUGUCAUAUUCUCUUAACCUAAGUAAGGAUGAAUAUGAUCGUGUUCUUGCUCAGAGGUCUGGCUCUACAUCUGCCUCUACAUCUACCAAUGCUGCUGUUGUAGAUUCAGCAUUCUCUGUUGGUGCUCCUACUGCUGAUCCAGGACUUACCAACUGGGAAGAUGAUUGGUGGCGGCCAUGAGCGUGAGGGCCUUUAUUUUUUGUCAAUCCCAGUUGAUGUUGCUGCAUCUUCAGUCCCUUCCAAGCCUUCUCCCUUCCAAUGGCAUCUCAGAUUGGGUCAUCCUUCCGUACCAAAACUUCGUCGCAUGUUUCCAGACAUUCCUGCAUCAGAGUCCUUCUUAUGUGAUGCCUGCCAGUUGGGCAAGCAUACACGGAGCAGCUUUCCUUCGAGUCAGAGUCCAUCGAGUCAGAGUCCUUUUGAUCUCAUUCAUGUGGAUGUAUGGGGUCCUAGUCGGGUUCCUUUUCGAUCAUGUUUUCGAUAUUAUCUUGUUCUAGUUGAUGAUUUUACUAGAUUCAGUUGGGUUUUCUUGUUAAGGGAAAGAUCUGAAGUCAUAUGUAUUCUUCAAAAAUUUAUCAAGGAAAUAAAAACUCAGUUUGGAUUCAUUGUAAAAAAUAUUCGCACUGAUAAUGCUCUUGAAUUCAAGUCUUCCAUUCUACUUCAGUUUUAUGCCGACCAUGGAAUUCGACCUCAAUAUACUUGUCCACAUACGUCCCAACAGAAUGGUGUAGCCGAACGCAAACAUCGGCAACUCCUAAACGUAGCUCGUACCCUCAUGUUACAUUUUCACAUGCCUGCCUAUUUUUGGGGUUGUUAAAAUAGAUGUAAUGGGGAACCGGGUCCAUUUCUGGAUCCGGUCCCAUGGGGCACGGGUACCGAGGCCGGCUCGGUACCCUAGGCGGCAUUCUUCUCUCCCUCCUAUAUAAUCUUCACUUAAGUGUAAUUGUGUGAUUAAGUGAAUAUAACUUUUCUCUCUCCUAGGGUUGCGGUGUGCACCUAGGUCAGAGCUUCCCGUGGUUUUU
This is a messenger RNA of Nymphaea colorata (pocket water lily), 3046 nucleotides long. RefSeq lists its product as uncharacterized. The coding region runs from base 1086 to 2207 and encodes 373 amino acids. The transcript has 2 exons. Gene Ontology annotation, molecular function: zinc ion binding; nucleic acid binding. Lineage: Eukaryota; Viridiplantae; Streptophyta; Magnoliopsida; Nymphaeales; Nymphaeaceae. The record is from RefSeq and is a predicted model, not a curated record.